ACUUACUCGAGCUUUAAAAAUGGCCCGAAAUGCGGAAAAGGCUAUGACGGCGCUAGCACGAUGGCGAAGAAUGAAGGAGGAAGAGGAGAGGGGUCCUAUUGCCAGAAGACCCCACGAUGUGAAAGAUUGCAGGAAUUUGUCAGAUGCUGAGCGAUUCAGACGAGAGAUUGUGCGAGAUGCUUCGAAAAAGAUCACAGCUAUCCAAAAUCCUGGUCUCGGUGAAUUCAAGCUUCGGGACUUGAAUGACGAAGUUAAUCGACUGAUAAAACUGAAACAUGCUUGGGAACAACGUAUUCGAGAGUUGGGUGGUACGGACUAUCGAAAGUAUGCACAAAAAGAACUCGAUGCAAUAGGGAGGGAAACGGGCAAUUCCCGAGGUUACAAAUAUUUUGGAGCUGCAAAAGAUCUUCCCGGUGUACGCGAACUAUUCGAAAAAAGCACAGAAGGUGAAGAACAACGACGCCAUCGUGCUGAUUUAUUGAGAAAUAUCGACGCUCACUAUUUUGGUUACUUGGAUGACGAAGAUGGUCGCUUAAUUCCUUUGGAAAAACUAAUUGAAGAGAAAAACAUUGAACGAAUCAAUAAGGAGUUUGCCGAGAAACAAGCUCAAAAGCAACAAACUGCUUCCGAUGCAGCACCUGAAAAUAUCUAUAAGGUCGAAGAAGACGAUGACGACGACCUGGAAACUCAAGAGUCUACAGUCAUCGGAGAGGAUGGACGACCAAUGACUAUUCGUCAUGUUCUACUGCCAACUCAACAAGACAUUGAAGAAAUGCUUUUGGAACAAAAGAAGCAAGAACUCAUGGCUAAGUAUCUGGAUUGAUUCCUUGUUUAAUUUAUUUUCUUUAAAUUUUUCAUCUCAAAUUAUGAAUUUUCGGUUU
Molecule: messenger RNA, 881 nt
Organism: Caenorhabditis elegans
Lineage: Eukaryota; Metazoa; Nematoda; Chromadorea; Rhabditida; Rhabditidae
Gene: isy-1
Product: Protein isy-1
Exons: 4
Coding region: 20-823 (267 amino acids)
Biological process (GO): generation of catalytic spliceosome for second transesterification step
Cellular component (GO): nucleus
Source: RefSeq, marked reviewed